AGGGGAAAUAAAAAUUGUAACAAUUAGAAAAGCAUUGAAAGAAAUAAGACGAUUCCUAGAGAAGGAAGAAGGAGCGCCCGUAGUGACGUUCGAGUGUCGUUUCUUUCUCUCUUCAUUUCCCAUGGUGAAAUACGCGUUCUUCAUCAAACGACGAGAGACUCUUCUUCUUCUUCUUCUCUCUCAUUUCAUUCAACGCUGUACUUAUAAUUCUACUUGCUAUUUCACUUCACGAAAGUAAGAGAUUAAAACUUUGAUCGUGAUCUUUCUGUUUCUUUGUUUUUCUUAUCUAUCUAUCUAUCUCUUAAAAGAAAAAAAAGAAAAACGAAAGAGAGAGAUAGAGAUAGGGAGAAACUAACACCGAUUUAAGAUCGAUCAUUUUUUCGUCUCAUCAUCGAUCACGCGUGUGUUAAACAACAGCAAUACAGCAGGGAGGAGUAGAAGUAGUAAUAGUAGUAACAGUACAGUAACAACACACUGAUAUCAACAGUAACACCACCACCACUAACAGUAGUAACAGUACAGUAACAGCAGCUCCACGCAUUUGCUAGAAAGAGAGAGAUAGAGAGUGUAAGAGAGGGGGAGAGACAGAAGGAGAAAGAGAAGGAGAAAGAUAGUGGUGGGGGGAGAGAAAGAGAGACGGCACGCGCGCACUCACGUACAACGCGCGAACGAGAGCCCUCGUUGGUCCGUGCCCUCCGAUAGUGCUGGGAGUGUCUCUUCUGCUUCUCUCAAACCCAAUAUCAUAAUAGUCAAAGAGAGGAAACAAGGGAGAAGUCGAAGAAGGAUAAGAAUAAUAAGUGCCAACAUUAAUAUACCAGCACGGAGUGUGACAUGAGAGAAAAGUCAUCGUAAAUGUAAAAUUCCUAUUAUUGACAAUAAAAAGAAAUUGAAAAAAAAAAGAAAUAAGAGUGGGAGAUAAAAAGAUAUCGUGCGUGAGUGCAACUACGACUAGCAGCAGCAGCAGCAGCAGCAGUAACAGUAACAACACAACAACAUCACACAUCACCAAUAACGAAAUACGACGAUAGUUUCUUCUUUCUCUCUUAAUCCAUAUAUAUAUAUAUAUAUGUAUAUGUAUAUGUAUAUUUGAUACGGAAGAAUCCUGCUUCUUUCUUCCGGUGUGUAUACGCUCGUGUGUGUCUCCUCGUCCCUUUUUUCUCGGCUUUGCGGCUCCAAGUGGAAAAGAGAAAGAAAUAGAAAUAGAGAGAGAGAGAGAGAGGAUAAAGGUUAGGUUAGAGCCGGCUUAAUCCGUCUGUCUCUUACUGAUUCACUCACGUUUACGUUUACGUUUAGGUUUACAUUUACGUUUACGUUUACGUUUACGUUUACGUUUACGUUUACAUUCAAGUAUACGUAUGGUAGAUAUCUCCCUCUUCGUUUUCAACGUUGACGAAUAUAUUCUAUCUCUUUUCUUCUAUCUUAUUAUACGAGUGUGUGCACGCGCGCUUGCGUGAGGCGGCAAAUACAACACACGAAGAAGAAGACGAAGAGGAAAAGGAAAAGGAAAACUGAAGGAAGAAGAACGAAAGAAGAAAAAAGAAAGAAAGGAAAGGAAGGAAGGAAGGAGACACGAAUGCCGAUCGCCGGUAGAGUUCUGGUUGCUGGAACCGCGGCCCAUUGCCUGUCUUCCGCCGUUGGCAUGCUUCGAUUCCUCGCCAGACUUUCAGAUGCCUGUUCGUCGCGGUCAACACCAAAGCCACGACCACCAACGCCGACACCUCGGCCAAAUAUUACAUUCCACAUGUAUACGUGUCCUCCGGAUUAUGCGCAAUGGUACUGCCUAAAUGGUGCCACGUGUUUUACGGUCAAAAUCGUCGAUUCCCUCCUCUAUAAUUGCUUAUGUGCUAAUGGUUAUAUCGGGCAGAGAUGCGAAUUUAAAGACUUAGAUGGUUCCUAUUUACCUUCUCGUCAACGUGUAAUGUUGGAGACAGCAAGUAUCGCAAGUGGUGCGACGAUAGCAGUCUUUCUUGUCGUAAUCAUUUGCAUAGCAGCUUACAUCCAUUGUAAGAAAAAGCAGAAGGAACUGCGAACAAGUAACUGCUUCGACACGGUGGAUGGACCCGGUCGAGAUCCGGAGCGGAGGCCGUUUAGCAACCAAGGCCGCUCCCUUAUGAUCUACAUGGCUAAGAAUCCUCCCAAUAACUCGGCAACGAUAGAGCAAACAAAAAUGCCUGAAUGGAACCGAGUAGAAACAAUGGAAACGACGAGAAUGGCAUCAAUAAGCGAGUGCAAACGUUCGAGUCAAUAGCCAAGAUCAAAUUCGUGUCGGCAAAAGAAGAAAAAGAUUUCUAAUGAUAAAUCAAGAAAGAUUUACUGCCGAUACGUUGUUAACAAUCAUCAACAACUACAACUAAAAGAUCCAAAUUCGGACAAUAUUAUCAAUUGUUGUUCUUCUUCUUGUCGUUGUUUAAUUAACGAAACUCGACAAAAACGAAUAACAGAAUCGUCCAAAAAAAAA
This is a messenger RNA of Polistes dominula (European paper wasp), 2458 nucleotides long. RefSeq lists its product as uncharacterized. NCBI's taxonomy places the organism in Eukaryota, Metazoa, Arthropoda, Insecta, Hymenoptera, Vespidae. Gene Ontology annotation, molecular function: receptor ligand activity; epidermal growth factor receptor binding. Gene Ontology annotation, biological process: epidermal growth factor receptor signaling pathway. The record is from RefSeq and is a predicted model, not a curated record.